AUGCCUCCAUUACAAUUUUGGAAACCAGGUACAGCUGCUCCGGGAUCUUCGCUUGAUCGAGACAAUGAAGCGGAAGGAUCACUUCUUCCCUCGACAAUCUCCCAAAACGCUCAUCUCUCGUUAGAAGCUCAAAGACAAAGAUUACCGAUAUAUAAACAUCGGGAAAAGCUCUUAUGGUGUGUCGAGAAAUAUAAAGUUGUUAUUGUAGUUGGUCAGACAGGUUGCGGAAAGUCCACUCAACUACCGCAAUAUCUACAUGAAGCAGGUUGGACGUCACAAAAUCACGUAGUGGCUUGUACACAACCUCGGAGAGUUGCAGCCACCAGCGUUGCUACGAGAGUCGCUGAAGAAGUCGGCUCUGUCCUGGGUGACGAGGUAGGAUACAGUAUUCGAUUUGAAGAUCUAUCUGCACCCACUCGAACAAGAAUAAAAUACCUGACGGAUGGAAUGUUAUUUCGAGAAACCAUGGUGGAUCCUCUGCUGAGCAAAUAUAGUGUCAUAAUGAUCGACGAAGCUCAUGAAAGAGGUGCAUACACAGACUUGUUACUUGGUUUACUCAAGAAGAUAAUGAGGAAAAGACCUGAAUUGAGAGUUAUUAUAUCUUCUGCCACGAUUGAUGCAGAGGACUUCUUGGAAUACUUCAACACCAAUGCGGACGGCUCUGACCGAUCAAAAGACGAUGCUAUUAUCGUCAGCCUAGAAGGGCGAAUGUUCCCUGUGGAAGUCUGCUAUCUCAAGGAGCCAUGCUUCGACUAUGCGGAAGCAGCUGUGCAGACUGUCUUCGAUAUCCACAUGAAAGAGCCUGCUGGGGACGUGCUAGUAUUCUUAACAGGAAGAGAGGAGAUCGAUCAAGUUUUACAAGAAGUCACAGACAGGAUACAAACGCUCCCAAAAUCAGCACCACAAAUAUUAGCUCUUCCGUUAUACGCUACUCUGCCGCCCGAAGAACAAGCUUUGAUAUUCGAUCCACCUCCCAGAGACACCAGAAAAGUCAUCUUUUCAACAAAUAUAGCAGAAGCGAGUGUUACUAUUGAAGGGAUCAAAUACGUGGUCGAUUCCGGAUAUGUCAAGCUAAAAACAUUCAAUCCUCGAACAUCAAUGGACGUGCUCUCCAUUGUACCGUGUUCCUUAGCUUCUGCGAAUCAAAGAGCAGGACGAGCAGGUCGUACGUCACCAGGAAAAUGUUUCCGUCUAUACCCAUCAUCGGUUCUGCCGAUACAUAAUCCCUCUUCACCAAUGCAAAUAACGACACCACCUGAACUCACUCGAUCAGAUAUUGCCUUAUAUCUAUUACAGCUCAAAGCUCUAGGUAUAGAUAACCUAGUGAAAUUCGACUUUAUGUCUCCUCCACCAUCACAGAUGAUGAUUCGGGCUUUGGAAUUCUUAUAUUGUCUAAAAGCAUUAGAUGCGGAAGGUAGAUUAACCAGGCCGAUGGGAGAAAGAAUGGCUGAAGUUCCUUUGGAUCCUAUGAUGGCCGCGAUACUACUGAACUCUCAUGAGUUCAAAUGUGGAGAAGAAGUGUUGACUAUAGCAGCAAUGACUUCAGUGCAGAACGUAUUUAACAUGUCUGAAGGUGGUACCAAAGGUAUGAUGUCAGAUCUGGAACGGAGAAAAUUCACUGCGGAAGAAGGGGAUCAUCUCACUCUCCUCAACGCAUAUAACGCGUUCAUCCGUUUAGGUCAAAAUAACAAAUCAUGGUGUGGGAAUCAUCGACUAAAUCACAAGGCUUUAUCUAGAGCCGUAUCGAUCCGAAAGCAACUGAAGAAAUACGUGGAAAGGUUCGGUAUUCGAGUUGUCAGCUGCGAAGGUGAUGCCAAGAGAUUGAGAAGAUGUCUAGUUACGGGCUAUUUCAAAAACGCAGCUAGGAUGUUGCCCGACGGUACAUAUAGAAGUGCAAGAGAAGGAGCUACACUGCACGUUCAUCCAUCUUCGGUCAUGUUUACCAGGCAACCUUCCACCGGAUGGGUGAUCUACCAUGAGGUAGUAGAGACCACUAAAAGCUUCAUGAGGGAUAUCACUGUUAUAGAAGAGGAUUGGCUGGUUGAACUUGCGCCGCAUUUCUACGAAUUCAAGGGUGGGGGAUUGAAGAAGCAUUUUUAG
Kwoniella shivajii is the source of this 2100-nucleotide messenger RNA. RefSeq lists its product as uncharacterized. The coding region runs from base 1 to 2100 and encodes 699 amino acids. The transcript has 18 exons. Lineage: Eukaryota; Fungi; Basidiomycota; Tremellomycetes; Tremellales; Cryptococcaceae. The record is from RefSeq and is a predicted model, not a curated record. Gene Ontology annotation, cellular component: catalytic step 2 spliceosome; intracellular anatomical structure. Gene Ontology annotation, molecular function: RNA binding; helicase activity; ATP hydrolysis activity.